AUGCCAACGGAUGACACGACGAAUUUCAUAGUCGAGCGUCGUUAUCCCGUAAAAGGAAAUCUAGUAGAACAUGUUGGAGUUGUUGGGACGUUCAAUGGGAUAGUCCUUUUUAGGUAUUUAGGUGCUUUAGUUCUUUACAAUCCGUUCACAGGUGCGUACAAGAAACUUCCCUCUGCACCUACUAGUUCAUGUGCUCGAGCUGCCUAUGGAUUCGGUUAUGGUGCAAACUCGGAUGACCUAAAGAUUGUUAGGUUUAAUAAGCAUUUUAAAGUUUGUGAUGUCUACAAUUUGAAAGAGGGAUCGUGGAGUUCAUGGAGCACUUCAAAGUACUACGCUAGCAUCCCUAUUGAAAAUUUGGACGGUACAUUUGCAAAUGGAUUUUUGUAUUGGAUUGGAUCACGUAGUAGGAAUAUGUUCAUUGUUCUCGAUGUUAAAGACAUGGUGCUUUCAGAAAUGUAUCCACCAUUUGUGAUUGCCUAUCAUUUAGGUACGGUAAACGGAUCCCUUUGUACACUACAUAAACAGUACGAAAACAGAAUCGACAUGUGGGUUAUGAAGGAACAGAACCAAUGGUCCAAAAUAUAUUCAUUUAGUUUACCUUUGAGUGGUGCUCUGAUGAAUUCCUACCCUAUUUAUAUUUUGGAUAGUGGAAGAAUUCUUAUGGGGAGCUAUUUCUCAUCGAAUCUCAUUGUCUACGACCCGUUGCUAGAUUCAUUCAAAGUUUCACGCAUGUUCAAUCGUCAUACAAUGCGCGUCUUGGAGUAUGUGGAGAGUCUAGUUGCACCUUCAGAUAUAAGUUCCUCAAGAAUGGAAUGA
Helianthus annuus (common sunflower) is the source of this 816-nucleotide messenger RNA. RefSeq names its product F-box/kelch-repeat protein At3g06240-like. The transcript has a single exon. Bases 1 to 816 code for a protein of 271 amino acids. NCBI's taxonomy places the organism in Eukaryota, Viridiplantae, Streptophyta, Magnoliopsida, Asterales, Asteraceae. The record is from RefSeq and is a predicted model, not a curated record.